CAACUAUGGCACCUAACAGCGCCUGUUUUCUCUGCUCCAGGGGUCCUGGCAGGAGCAGCACGGCUUCUCCCCGCCUCGCUGCUUGUGCAGUUUGCUUUCCUGCUCUUCACGUCCCGAGCGCCUGUGUGAGGGGUGCCCGCUGAAGGCGGCGGCGGGGCUUGGGGCUGGCGCGGGCCAGAGCGUCGGCGAUAAGAGCACAAUGCAGCCCACAGUUCGGCGCUCCGGCCUCUGAGUGGAUGAGCCACCAUUGGCAUUGUGCCUCGUGCGUGUGACUCAGAUGGAUUCUGCUUGUCUGAAAGAUUCCUGCAAGUCCUCAGAGUUGUCCAACCUGCCUGGCUCAGUGCUGGAAGCCAUGAGAAACACUCUGAAAGGACUGCAUAAGAAUUAUUCAGGAAAUAAAGUGAACUGGAUGAGACCCACCAUCAAGAAGCCCAAGGCACAGAAGGACCAUUGGGAGGCUGCUAGAUCCAUGGAGGGAAAUAUUGAAAUCUUAAACCUGAAUAUGAAGCCUGGGAACACCCUGAAGGUGAAGGGCAAAAUAUCUGCUGAUACUGUUGGCUUCAGCAUCAAUCUUGGCUGCAGCUCAAGAGAUCUGGCAUUUCACUUCAAUCCCCGCUUCAAUGAGUCUGUCAUCGUCUGUAACUCCAAGUGCUCCGAUUCCUGGCAGACGGAACAUCGUGACCGCCACCUCCCUUUCUUCAGGGGUUGCACUGUCAAGUUCUUCAUUGAAAUGCUGUCAGACAAAUUCCGUGUGAAACUGCCGGAUGGUCAUGAAGUGUGCUUCCCCAACCGGCACGGCUACCGCAAUAUCAACUACAUAAGCAUCAUGGGAGGCUUAAAGAUCAUCUCCUUCAAGCUGAGCUGAUGGGCACUGCUUCCUAGCUCUAAUAAAAACCCA
This is a messenger RNA of Vidua macroura (Pin-tailed whydah), 898 nucleotides long. It is a transcript of the gene LGALS2, whose product is annotated as galectin 2. NCBI's taxonomy places the organism in Eukaryota, Metazoa, Chordata, Aves, Passeriformes, Viduidae. The transcript has 6 exons. Gene Ontology annotation, molecular function: carbohydrate binding. Bases 278 to 865 code for a protein of 195 amino acids. The record is from RefSeq and is a predicted model, not a curated record.